GUGGAGAAGGCGCAUCCCGACGUCUUCAACCUCUGCCUGCAGAUCCUCGAGGACGGCCGUCUCACUGACUCGAAGGGGCGGACGGUGUCAUUUAAGAACACCUUGAUCAUCAUGACCUCGAACGUCGGCGCCAAGGCGAUCGAGAAGGGUCUCUUGGGCGGAGGCGGCCUUGGGUUCGCUGGGCUUGAGGACGAUGUCGACACCUCCAACUACCAGAGGUUGAAGACCGUCGUGCAUGACGAGCUCAAGAACUUCUUCCGACCAGAGUUCUUGAACCGACUGGACGAGAUCAUCGUCUUCAAGUCCCUGAACAAGCAGGAG
This is a messenger RNA of Symbiodinium necroappetens, 321 nucleotides long. NCBI's taxonomy places the organism in Eukaryota, Dinophyceae, Suessiales, Symbiodiniaceae. The record is from the annotation of a GenBank genome assembly.